This is a messenger RNA of Epinephelus lanceolatus (giant grouper), 3386 nucleotides long. The record is from RefSeq and is a predicted model, not a curated record. Lineage: Eukaryota; Metazoa; Chordata; Actinopteri; Perciformes; Serranidae.
GUCCGUUCGUUCUUCUGUUUGCUGCAGAUCGAUGACAGCUAUAAGAUGGCCACGCCACCUAAAAAAACUCUUGCGGAACGGAUGAGGAGCCUUUUUAUUGCUGAUCCAGAAGUACCACCACCAACUCCACCGUCUCCCACUUUCAGUGAGGAAUGGAGGGAGAUAAACUGGGGAGACAAAGAAAGUCUUCAGUAUGUGCGAGACUAUAAGCCUGAAAGGGACGACAUCAACCAUCUCCGAGUUCUUCUGUACGGGCCUGUUGGAGCUGGAAAGUCCAGCUUCAUCAACUCUGUCGUCAGCACCAUACGAGGCAGACUGUGUGUUCCUGCUGCGGCCAGUGCAACAACUGCUAGAAGAAGUUUCACCAAAAAAUAUGAAACUCAUCAUAGCAAAAUUGGGAAAGGAAACCAAGGGACGUAUCCUAUCGUCUUCAAUGACAUCAUGGGUUUGGAGGAAGGCGAAACCCAGGGAGUUCGUCCUGCAGACAUCAAACUGACCAUGGAAGGACACGUGAAAGAGGGUUACAUGUUCAAUCCUAUUGGUCCACUGUCAGGUACUGAUCCAAGCUACAACAAAUCCCCCUCUCUGGACGACAGAGUUCAUGUCCUGGUGUGUGUUCUUUCUGCAAACUCAGUAGAAAUUACAGACUCAGUUCUGAGGAAGAUGGCAGAAAUCAGAGAGAUGGCCAGGGACCUGGGUAAGAUCAAUGAUUGGUAAUUAUUCUGUUCAUUCACAGUUUUGUAGACUAUUGAUAUUCCUGUUGUAUAAAAAGGAUCAUUUACAGAAGUUACAUCCUGCUGAGAACACUGAGUUUACUCAAAGUGUUUGUGCCAACUGCUUUAACUUGAUGUGAUUAUCUCAGUUAUCAGACUCCAACAGUUACCCAUGAGGCUCGAUGGUGUUAAAACACAAAGUGUAGCACCAACACGUGGUGCUGAUGUAGGGCUUUACCACAGCAUAACCUAUAUACAUAACAACAACAUGGUAUGACUGAUGGGCCGUGUUCAUUUCUACAGACGUAUGUGUCAUUUCUCUUGUGUUAUGGGUCCCUGGCAGCUUUAUACUUUGGUAAACUGAUAAAAUGACACGUCAGACAGAAACAAAGACUAAAUCAAUCAAUCAAUCAAUCAAUCUUUAUUUAUAAAGCAUUUUUCAUACAAAAAUGUAGCACAAAGUGCUUUACAUGGUUAGAAGAAAUGCCCUUCCCAUCCACCCCCCAGCCACCCGCACCCACCCACAGACACACCCACGCAUCCACCCACACAGUCAUGAUGUAGACAUAAAAAACAUGUGGCAGAGCGCAGAGCAACCAGGUGAGGAAACAAUACUGCAGGGAGCCGUCUGCACCGGGAGCUGAUCACAGCCCGUGGCCACCAGGACACCAACACGGAGUCCACCUCAACAUGGGCAGAUAGAGGGGCCCACACCACUGCCUAGAAGGCAGAGUGCAGCCCCCCCCGACCCAGUCAAAGCAACCCACGAGGCAGCGCCAAUGCAGCCAGGGCCAAUCACAGCCCCCAGUGCAGAGGGCCCCCACUGAGGAAACACUGGAGUUAAAAACUAAGAAUAACAUAAAACAUCAAUAAAAGACUAAGAGUGACAUUAAAACCUCAGUACAAGACUAAAAAUUACAUUAAAUCAGUAAACAACUAAGAAUGAUAUUAAAACCUAAGUAAAAGUGUCAAUGACAGUAAAACAUCAGAAAACUAAGAAAAUAUUAGUUAAAAGCCUGAUUAAAUAGGUAGGGAAGACCAGAAAGCAGGGCAUUACAGUAAUCAAUACGACUAGAGAUAAAAACAUGCAUUAGCGUCUCCGUGUUAGCUCGAGAGAGAAACGGGCGGACUCUGGCUAUGUUUUUUAGAUGAUAAAAGCCUGUUUUUGUUACAUGCUUAAUGUGUGGAAUAAAUGUAAGCUCAGAGUCAAAAAUAACGCCCAGGUUUUUAACUUGAAUUGAUGGAUUUAAGGACAAUGCCUGUAGUUUGGAUAAAAGUUUCUCUCUCUGAGCCUCAGGACUGAUGAGUAAAACUUCAGUUUUGUUCUGGUUGAGCUGUAAAAAGUUUUCUGCCAUCCAGGAUUUGAUGUCCAAGAUACAGUUAAAAAGGGCAUCAAUUGGCCCUGUGUCAUCAGGAGACAUGGAGAUGUACAGUUGUGUAUCAUCAGCGUAACUGUGGAAGUUAAUACCAUGUCUCCUGAUGACACAACCAAGAGGCAGCAUGUACAAAUUAAUAAGUAUGGGACCUAAAAUUGAGCCUUGGGGUACACCACAUUUAAUUUCAUGGAUCUCUGAAGAGACUUACUUACCAAGAAUUUUCUAUCUGUGAGAUAGGAAGUGAACCACUUAAGAACAGUGCCAGAGAGGCUGACCAGCUGUUGGAGUCUGUUUAAAAGAACAGGGUGUUGGAGGCAGCGCUUAGAUCCAGUAGCACCAGGACUGAUAACUUGUGUGAGUCCAAGUUACACCUGAGAUCAUUAACGAUCUUCAGCAGGGCUGUCUCUGUACUGUGAUUCUUCCUAAAUCCAGAUUGGUAUUUAUCAAAGAUGUUGUUAUUAUUUACAAAAAUUAUUAAGCUGAAUAAAAACAGUUUUCUCUAAAAUUUUACUUAAAAAUGGUAAGUUGGAUACCGGUCUGUAGUUGUUAAGAACAUUAGGAUCUAAAUUGUUCUUCUUCAAAAGGGGUCUCACCACUGCUGUUUUAAAGGCAUUGGGGAAAGCACCCAUUUGAAGAGAAGAAUUCACAAUGUUUAAAAGCUCAUCUUCGAAGAAUCCAUAAAAUGUUUUAAAAAGUGAUGUAGGAAUUGGGUCUAAAAGACAGGUUGUUGGUUUCACUUGGAAGAAAACUCUACCAAGUGUCUCAGGAUCAACCAGGACAAAACUGUCCAGUGCUUCCUCAGAUAAAAACAAGCAUUCAGAUGUGUUAAGAACUGUAUUUUGAUGGGAUAAAAUAUCAGAUCUGAUGCCAUCAACUUUACCAAGUGGGCUGCAAAGUCUUCACAAAGGGAAUCUGUGCUUGGAACUUGUUAAAAUCAGGGUUGAUUAAAAAGUCGAUGGUGGAGAAGAGGACUCUGGGAUUAUUUUCAUGAUUACUGAUUAUACUGGCAAAGUAAGUGUUUCUUGCUUGUCUGAGUGCAUUAUUGUAAAUUUUAAGUUGCUCACGGAAUAUUUGGUGGUUAACUGUUAAUUUGUUUUUCCUCCAUCUCCUUUCUGCUAUCCUGCAAUUUCUUUUCAGUUUUUUGAUUUCUUCAUUUCUCCAUGGGGUAAUAUGACUGUCUUGUACCAGCUUUGUUUUUAGUGGAGCGACUGAAUCAAGACUUGACUUUAGUUUACUGUUAAAAUCUUCAACAAUAAAAUUGCAGGAAGCAGGUAAAAUAACUGGAGGACAUUUAUCU